UGCUCAAACUCUUACACAUCUCCUCUUUACUUUCCCACCACUUGUCACGUAACUUCCUCUUCAGCCUACCCUCCAACCGCCUCUUUAUAAACCCCACUAACCCUCUCACUCCUUCACCAACACUCCUACACUUAAUUUUUCUCAUAACCUAAUUUUACCAGUCUCAUCUGUCCGAUCAAGAGAUGGCUAUGGAAGCAUUAAACUCACCUACAGCAGCAACUUCAGCUUCUCUGUUUGAAGAUUCCGGCUACCACCGUCUACCGGAGCCAUGGACUAAGCGCAAACGCUCCAAGCGUACUACUCCGCCUCAGUUUCCCCAACUGCCUUCUGAGGAUGAAUAUCUCGCUCUUUGCCUUGUCAUGCUUGCUCGUGGCACCACCAACGCCUCUGCCUCCACCUCUACAUCUACUUCCUCCGCUCCACAUCGCCACCGCUCUCCUACUUCUGCUCCACCACAAGCUCAGCUAGAUAAUCAGAAACAAACCUACAAGUGUACUGUAUGCGACAAGGUUUUUUAUUCUUAUCAAGCUUUAGGUGGACAUAAAGCUAGCCACAGGAAACUCGCUGCUUCUGGCGGCGCUGAUGAUCAGUCAACUUCAACUACAAUAACUACCUCCGCUACGGCCACAGUAGCUAGCGGAAGCGGAAGGGUUCACGAGUGUUCUAUCUGUCAUAGAACUUUUCCUACGGGACAAGCUUUAGGCGGACACAAGCGUUGCCACUACGAAGGAGGUUCAGCCGCCGCAGCUGAAAAAAGCGGAGUUACUUCUACUGCUUCUGAAGGCGUCGGGUCUACAGCCACGAAUCAGAGCCACCGAGCUUUUGACUUAAACCUCCCUGCCUUGCCAGAGUUCACAGCUGAUUUCUUUGUUUCGGGUGACGAUGAGGUUAUGAGUCCGCAUCCGGCGAAAAAGCUUCGAAUUGUUUUACCGGUGCCUAAAGUAGAAGCUUCUCACUAGAAGAUUUAGGAUAUCUUUUGCCAGGGCUAUUUAGGAAUCAUAUGAAAUUAGAAAAAAUAUAUUCUUUUAUUAUUUUUAUUCAUUAUUAUUCUUCUUGAUUUAAUGGUGUACAUAGCAGUUGAAUUUCUAUUUCAGUUGCUAGUUGUUCAAUUCAGACAUAUACUUCUUGAUUUAA
Molecule: messenger RNA, 1134 nt
Organism: Mercurialis annua (annual mercury)
Lineage: Eukaryota; Viridiplantae; Streptophyta; Magnoliopsida; Malpighiales; Euphorbiaceae
Product: zinc finger protein ZAT10-like
Exons: 1
Coding region: 183-959 (258 amino acids)
Biological process (GO): response to stress
Molecular function (GO): DNA-binding transcription factor activity
Source: RefSeq, a predicted model, not a curated record